This is a messenger RNA of Centruroides sculpturatus (bark scorpion), 1161 nucleotides long. RefSeq lists its product as uncharacterized. Lineage: Eukaryota; Metazoa; Arthropoda; Arachnida; Scorpiones; Buthidae. The record is from RefSeq and is a predicted model, not a curated record. Bases 167 to 841 code for a protein of 224 amino acids. The transcript is spliced from 2 exons.
CCCUCUUAAGGUAAUAAACUCCAUAAUCUACACAUCGGUAAAGCUACGUCUUUACGCUGGUUUCGGCGAAAAUUUUCUAUACAAUUGUUUCGUUUUCGGUGACGAAUCUCUACGUAAUUUUCAUUCUGCAUCUAAAUUUUUUGUACUCGGACAACACAUCUAUAGAAUGUCUGCACUCCCAAUUAAUGAAGAUGAGACAUGCUCUUUUACUGAACAUUAUAAGUUCUCAUCAAUAGAAGAAACAACCGAAAUACAAAUAUCAAUGUUACCAAAUAUUCCGGGUUUCAAUUUUUUUAAUUAUCGAUUCCUACUUUAUGAAAAUGAAUCUAUACUUUCUGACAAAUCAUGUUUAAAGAAUGAAAUAAAGAAAGCAUGCCACAAAAUGAACGUAACGGACGAACAAAAGAAAUGUGUCAUCUUGUACAAAGAUUUUGCAGUAUGUCCAUGCGAAGACAAAACUAAACCUUUCAUAAAUUACUCAAUUCGCAGGGAUGUAUACAGACUUACAGUAUUUUAUGGGAAGAGAGUAAAUACUUUCUCUCUUUUCAUUUUUCCAGACAAAACUGGUUAUAAAAAUGUCAAAAGAAAAUUGGAGAAGCUGAAACAUUCUAAACUCAAAAUGGUACAGAAGAGAUGCUUCGCGUAUAUUUUCCAUGAUGCGUGUAAGAAGUGCAUCGAUACAGUAACUGGAGAAUUUAGAGAAGUGUUUCCUCAAGUGAACUACGUUACUUAUAACUUUUUACCCUUAAUCAUUGGAAACAAAGAUGAGUAUUUUCGUAUAAAAAGAAAAACUUCGACGGCAUGCAGAUUUUCAGUAAUGGUUUUUGUAUGGUGGAAAUAAGUUUAUUGUAUUAAACGGGUCUAUUAGAAUUGGACGUUUAACCAAGUGUUUGGUUCUAUACUAUUGCGUGUAUUAAUAUUCUACAAGGGAGCUAGUCAUUCUACUGGGGUAUAAGACGGUCAUCCAGCCAGUAUAAAGCGUUAAAAGCAAAGAUAUACGAGGGAAUAUUUCUUAAAUCGUAGAAUGCAAUAAACGAGAAUCUGAAACCAUUUUUACAAUUACCUCUUAAUUUGCAUUCAAGUCAUUGCAUGUGACCUCACAAUCUAUACAUACAAACUUUCUGGUGUUCAUAUAUCGAUGUUGACUUUUAUAAAAGCGAA